Messenger RNA from Mesocricetus auratus (golden hamster), 1524 nucleotides. Its product is annotated as acyl-coenzyme A thioesterase 1-like. Gene Ontology annotation, biological process: acyl-CoA metabolic process; fatty acid metabolic process. Gene Ontology annotation, molecular function: fatty acyl-CoA hydrolase activity. The record is from RefSeq and is a predicted model, not a curated record. NCBI's taxonomy places the organism in Eukaryota, Metazoa, Chordata, Mammalia, Rodentia, Cricetidae. The coding region runs from base 184 to 1470 and encodes 428 amino acids. The transcript has 3 exons.
AUUUCACCGCUCACCAGAGUGUAAAACAAGAUUAAUCAUUACUCAUCUAACGCACUGUAACAUCUAAUAAACGCUAGCGGGCAUGGAACAGAGGCUGGCACCAAAGAUCCCAGAAGAAUUUACAGCUGUAACAGCAAGCCCUGGGAGGCCUAGAGCACCAAGGCAAAGCCAGGAUCUGAAGCAAUGCAGGCAUUUACGGCCCAGAACCGGAUGGCUCCUAUAAUGAUCCUGGAGCCUGCAGAUAGUUGCCUCUUCGACCAGCCAGUGCUCAUCGCCGUGCACGGCCUGGCCCCCGAGCAGCCCGUCACGCUGCGCGCCGCCCUGCGAGACGAGAAAGGCGCGCUCUUCCGCGCCCACGCGCGCUACCGCGCCGACGCCCGCGGCGACCUGGACCUGGCGCGCGCGCCCGCGCUGGGCGGCAGCUUCUCCGGGAUCGAACCCAUGGGGCUGCUCUGGGCCAUGGAGCCCGACCGGCCCUUCUGGCGCCUGAUCAAGCGCGACGUGCAGACGCCCUUCGUGGUGGAGCUGGAGGUGCUGGACGGCCACGAGCCCGACGGCGGGCGGCUGCUGGCGCGGGCGGUGCACGAGCGUCACUUCAUGGCCCCCGGGGUGCGGCGCGUGCCCGUGCGCGAGGGCCGUGUGCGCGCCACGCUCUUCCUGCCUCCAGGAAAUGGGCCCUUUCCGGGGAUCGUGGACCUUUUUGGAGUUGGCGGUGGCCUUCUGGAGUACCGAGCUAGUCUGCUGGCUGGAAAGGGCUUUGCUGUCAUGGCUCUGGCUUAUUAUAACUAUGAUGACCUCCCCAAGGGCAUGAAAGUCUUUCACCUGGAGUACUUUGAAGAAGCCGUGAACUACCUGCUCAGUCACCCUCAGGUAAAAGGUUCAGGAAUUGGGCUGCUUGGCAUUUCCAAAGGGGGUGAACUUGGCCUUGCUAUGGCCUCCUUCCUGAAGGGCAUCAAAGCUGCUGUCAUCAUCAAUGGCUCUGUGGCUGCUGUUGGGAGCACCAUGCACUACAAGGAUGAGACUAUACCCCCUGUGACUAGCCUGAAAAAACGAGUCAGAAGGACCAAAGACGGCCUCUUGAAUGUUGUGGAUGCUCUGGAAAGCCCUUUGGUAGAAGAGAAGAGCUUCAUCCCCGUGGAGAGGUCUGACACGACCUUCCUGUUGCUUGUAGGUCAGGAUGACCACAACUGGAAGAGCGAGUUCUAUGCCAAUGAGAUCUCCAAACGCUUACAGGCCCAAGGGAAGGAGAAGCCCCAGAUCAUCUGCUACCCAGAAGCGGGGCACUACAUUGAGCCCCCUUACUUCCCACUGUGCAAGGCUGGCAUGCACCUCCUGGUGGGUGCUAAUAUCACCUUUGGAGGGGAGCCUAAGCCUCAUGCCGUGGCCCAGGUGGAUGCAUGGCAGCAACUCCAGACUUUCUUCCACAAACACUUGGGUAGUGAAGAAAGGACAAUCCCAUCAAAACUGUGAUUUUUAUUUAAGUUCUAUUUUAUUUAACAUCUCUAAUAAAGGUCUCUCUGGGAA